AUGGAUAGUUCAGGCCCAAAAGCCAUUCUCACCCCCGACAACUUUCGACAUGUGCAUGAGAUUUCAAGGGCAACCUCGCCAGGGGGUGAGCCUGCAGGAAUGAAUGGUGAUAGUGAUCCCAAAGCACGGGUUCGACCUCGAACAUAUCCAUACUUUAAAUACCUUCCAUAUUCAUGCGAAGGUGAACCUGAGAGGGAGCAAAAUCUCCGGGAGAUAUUGAGCCAGCUCUACGUCGCAGUCGAAGCUGGUGAUUUUAGCACAGGUGCUGUACACUGGACGCGGGAACUUAGAGGAUGGCUGUCGCUUAAGUUUGAUCCAUCUCGCAAAGAUCGCAUUAAUCUUGUGAAGCUGUAUUAUGAGCUUUCUCUUGCCCCGGGAAUUGACCCUGGUGUCUCGGAGCGAUUCGCCAGCAUGUUCAUGCUUCUCACCAAGCGCAAGCAUUACCUCCGACCUGUUAAAGAUCUAGUUUUGGAUUGGAAACCCCUAUACAGAGAGUUGAAAGCUUUUGUCCUGCCUACGGAAUCUGGCCUCGUACAUUCAACGAAUUUGAGGCGGAAUGUCAAGACCCUAACCAAGCUCUGCGCAUUCAUUCAAUUAUAUAUUGACCCUUGCGAGGUGCCAGCUAUGCUAGAGGAAUUUCUCCCCCAUUUCACCGCAUCAUUCUCCGAAGGCGCAUUUGUUGUUGUUGGCUUGAUCAAUCAGCUACUCCCUACAUCCCCCCCACCGGAAUCUAGAGAGGAUUUACUGCCACAAAAUUUCCUACCAACUUACUUCCACCUUUGGUCAUUGGUUAGCCGAUCCAAAACUUUUGACAUAACGUUCCUUGACUUCCUAUCUCGCCUGUCCCGGGACUCGUUGCCCGCUGGCCAUAUUCCCUUCUCUGAAUAUGGCAUUUUCACUAAGGAACAGUCGUCGCUUAUUUUCACGGCCAUCCUACGGCUCCUAGAGAUUCCUGUGGGGCAGUCAACUUCACCAUACAGUGCUCUUGUGGAUAUUUCAUCAGGACUUGGUAUCAUGCUUGACCGGGACGCGCGAAAGCAUCCUGUUGCCCAUCACAUCGCCCGAUGGAUCAUUAUGUCACUUUCGCCGGCAUGCCUUGAUUCGGAGGAGUCAAUUCUCACCCAACUUGAAGGGCUAAUUCAGGCCGUGGAGACAUUCUUUCAUCCUUCCAAUUCUGGGACCUGGACGAAAACCUUGGCGCAGUUGGUUUACUAUCUAGCUGACUUUUUCAUAAUGCGUUGGAAUCGCGAGCAAAGUGGCGAGAUGGAAGUUCCAGUAGAACGGAGGCUAACAGAGCCACUCAAACGUCGUUUUGUCCUGUGUCUGCGCGAGGUGAUAUUCAUGGGAAUAUAUUCCAAGAGCGGCUCGGCGAUGAGUUUCUCUUUAUCCACACUGCAAAGUUUGGCCUUCCUGGAACCACACCUCAUCCUUCCUGGUGCUUUGCAGAGGAUAUACCCUUCUCUUCAGGGUCUCGUAGAGGUUCAUCGUACGACAUCUUCGCUCCGUGCCCUUCAGGUUCUUGCACGAAUAAUCUCAAGGACGAAAGGGUAUCGCUGCCACAUGACAACUCUAUUGGGACUCGCAUUGCCAGGCGUUGAUGCCAAUGACCUUGAGAAAUCUCUUCAUGCUUUGUCAUUCAUACAGUCAGCAUGUUAUAACAUUCCUUUAGCUGACUUGACAAAGGGAAGGGAAGAUGUUAAUUCUAAUAUGCUUGCUGUUCAGUGGAUAACUGGAGAGAUGGAACGCAUGGAAGAAGAAGGCGUCGAGGUCAAGUUGAAUUAUGAUACGGACUUGGAUGAUGAGACCGAAGAAAUGAUUCUUCGCUCUUCAACAUGCGGAUUCGCCGACUUUAUUGUCUCUUUCUUGGGUCGAGUCUUUACACUCCUGGAGAAUCUGCCAGAUUCGACUAGAGUACGGAAUGGAGCCCCUGAAGAGAAUAUUGUGAACACGCUUCCUGCAACGUUUAUGCCGCUGCUAUCGUCCCUCUCUCCAGAGUAUUACGACAUUGCCCUAACCAAGAUUGUUGAUUUUGUAUCCAAUCAUGUGAUCCACCAAGCCCGUGAUGCAAUGGCCUUCAUUUGUAACUCCAUGUGCAAGGCCAAUCCCGAAAAUGCGUUGAAGCGUUUUAUCCCGGUGCUGACACAGGCUAUUCGUUCUGAAAUCGACGACAACGGGGCGGGCUCAACUAGAACCACAGGAACUGACGUCCUUCCUCGUGAUCGUGGCUUGGUGUGGAACAUUAGCAUGCUCAGCAUGUGUGUCGUCCAUGUUGGAGACUCCGUACUGGCUCACAAGAAAGAACUAUUCGAUAUCGCUGUGUAUAUGCAACAGAAAUGUAGGGGCAUACCAACAGUUCACAUCUCGAAUUUUGUCCAUCAUCUACUCCUAAAUCUCACAGGAACCUACACGGCCGAUUACUCGUUGUAUGAGCCCGAAAUCGUUGCUAAUGGUGUACACCCUGGGCUCUGGGGCUAUAAACCUGACCCAAAUAAUUUGACUGUAAAGUGGCAUGUUCCAACACGCGGGGAACUCGAAUUUGCCGUUGAGCUCUUCCAGAAUCAAGCCCAGACCGCGCUUACACGGCUGACUGCCUUGAUUGACGACACGUCCAGUGUGAAGCGAGAUGGGAGCGGCAAGGACUGGUCGGAUGAAGUUAUUAGGAAUCUAGUUCUACUUCGGCUUAUCCUCUCUGGUAUCUCCGUGCUUUUCGAUCCGAAAGCUGCUUCAAAGACCAAGGAAAACGGAGUAAACGGAACGUCAAGUGAUGUCGAUAUGGUAGAUGCUCAGGAUAAUUCCGACGAGAGCGAAGAUUCGUCGCUCGACAGUUCUGAUGAAUCCACCACCAGAGAGACAUUUACCUACCCCACUGGUUAUCCAUUACAGGAGGAUGAACCCAUGUACAACACGAUUCAUGAGAUUCGUGAGAGGGCAGGCUGGAUCCUUCACGGAGUGCAUAGAUUCUUGUCAGACAAGCAGGAAGACGAUGUACCAUGCUUUAGUGCCCUAUACUCAGCCUAUCGAUCGUGGUUUGUCGAUGUCGGUAUCGAAAGAUCCGCUCGUGUUCUAGACAGGGUAACACGUCUACUCGCCGCCGACAUUCACCCCUACAAAAUGAGUGGUACCCGCAAGGAUUAUCCGCGUCCUUUGCUGAUUCGAAGAGCCAAUGUAUACCACCUGCAACGCCUAAAACAUAACGCAGCACCGCGACCUAGGUCUCGGCUGGAUGAGAUCUUGCUCCUAGAUAUCGCUGAAUCAUGCAUUUCCCUCUACACAGAGACACGCCGCAAUGCUCAAAGUGCAGGGGAAUCAGCCCUCAAAUCUAUCUGGGGCUCUCGACUACUUGUCAUCCCACCUUUGCUUAGAGCCUUGCAAAAAGGUGUCAAAGAGAGUGACUACGCACGGAUCAAGGGUUCUUUGUAUUCUUUGCUCCUGAGCAGUGUCGCAAAAACCGUCGGACGUCACUGGAAAUAUGCGCCUGGUUUGAUCAGGGCUUUCAUCGAUGCGAGUGCGGUUGACAAACCAUCUGUGCAAAAGAUUUGUUCGGGUGCACUGUUCCAAAUUAUGGACUACGGCCGGCCUAUGGAAAGGGUAGCUAUCCUUAACCAAGACAUUAUUGAAGCAAUUGCUCCAACGGAAGAUGUCCAAGAUCAAAUCACACAAAAGCGCAAGGCACUCGGAAACAAGCGAGCCCUUAUUGAGCAACGAAAAGCCGACUUGGCUGAAGAGCUUGUCAAUUUAGCCAGAGUAUCGCACUGGAAGGUUGCUAGCCGAGCCGCGACUAUUGUUGUUACCAUGGGCCUUAGAUUUGACUACGUUGCGAGCGAAAACCUCAUAGAUCUUGUGACGCAGGGGUCUAUUGACGACCAUCCCGGUCUACGCGGCAUGUACUCGCAGGCGCUAAUCGCUCUGUUCACUUUGGUUGAUGUGCGGGCAAUCUGCAGCCAUGAUUAUAAAAACUAUGUCUUAGGCCAGCAGCAUUUCCCUUCGAAGAUCAAUGUGGCCACAAAGCGAUAUGAAAAGGGUUGGACCCAGGAGUACCUAUCUAGUUUUGCUAUGCCAGAAGCAGAAUACUAUGUUGAUCAUGAUUUCCCUGGGUGGCUUGUCUGGGGGGAUAGCAUACCUGCUUACAAGUCGAACGUUGCACGCGAUAUUGAAUACGAUGAGGUGGAAUGGAAAGUACGGACACAUAUGGGCAAACAAUUCGACCGAGCGUGGUUUGCUAAAUUUUUCAUGUAUUUGAAACAAGAGCCACGAGACCCGACUGCUGAUAAGUUCCGAAUGCCCUGCGCGAUGAUGCUUCUAUACGCAUUUGAACUGAUGCUCCGAGACGGGCUUACGGCUGCCACGUUCAAGGAUAUUCAGGAAGAAAUCGCGGCUGUAUUUGAGGACGGUAGCGAUAAACAUCAGCAUAGGGCAACUGCGGAGAUCCUCGGCGCCUUGGUGAGCUCUGUCACAGACACGAGCGUGGAGAAGCGGACCUUGGUGUGGGAAUACGCUUUCCCAAUUGUACGGAAUGUUUUCACUGAUGGGUUAACGCCUGAAAAUUCCGGCUAUUGGACAACGUUUCUUCAUAUGAUCCUGCAAUGCCGCGAUCCGCGCCGGGCCUGGCCUUUGGUUGACUGGCUUGCAAGCUUCCGGCUGGAUAUGACCACGAAUGCUGCUUUCAAGGAGAGCUCCAAAAUCAAUCUAUUACACCAAGCCAUUAUAGAUUCGGGAUGGCAUUUCCAACUUGAGAAGCCAAUUAUUGAGAAUUUCCUCGCGCACCUUGACCAUCCGUACAAAGGAGUUCGUGAAGCCAUGGGCCAGACCAUUGCAACGAUCUGUCGCACAAGAUAUCAUGAGUCAUAUGCGGAUGUUCGCAGUCUUCUUGAAGCACAGAAAGUAUCCUCUUCGGUUGGUACAUCUCCGUAUCGUCCCACCGAGGCAUUCACAGCGAUGAUGCAUGAUGUUUUCGACCGGAUCGAGAAAUGGCGGCAUGAGAGGACUCCAGGUCAGCAAACGCCGUCGAAAUACACUUCGGGAAGCAAGACAGUUCUGCUGUGGCUUGAUACUACGCUUUCAUCCUACGAAUGCACACAGCUCGUGCCCUUUUUCCCAAGCGUAUUCACAGGGCAACUGUUACAUAUGAUGGAUGUAAAAGAGGACCCAGAGCUUCAAUCAUUAGCCUACCACGUUUUCCGUCAUCUACCUAACAUCCCGUACCCUGCCGAACAAAGUUCCGAGUUUAUCAAGUCCCUCAUACUCAUAGGGCAGACUUCACCCUCAUGGCACCAGCGUUUGCGGGUUAUGAUCAAUAUUCAGAUUAUCUACUUCCGCCGCCUGUUUCUACUCUCCGUGGCUGAUCGCCACAAGUUGUUUGAGUGUGUCGCGAACAUGCUAGAAGACCCUCAGCACGAAGUGAGGGUUGGGGCAUCGGCUACCCUGUCUGGAAUGAUCCGUUGCUCGCCGGUCUUUCUACGGGAUGAAAUGGUCAAACGAUUCAAGGAGCGUUUCACAAAAAUAUUGGUUGGCAACCCCCUUCCUAAGAAGCCAAAAGUUCUUCGUUCCGGCUUGUCCUCGCCAGCCUCCUCCGGCCCUGGCACCCCAACCCCUGAACAUACACGGCUCGUUAUCACCAGGCAUGGCGCAGUUUUGGGCCUCGGUGCGCUGAUUCAAGCUUUCCCAUACAACAGCCCACCUCCAAGAUGGAUGCCUGAGGCUCUUGCUACACUGAGUGUUCGUGCCGCAAGUGAUCCGGGCAUUGUGGGAUCGAGUGUCAAAUCAAUCAUUAGUGAAUUUAAGAAGACAAGGCAGGACACCUGGCAUAUUGAUGCGAAGGCAUUUACACCAGAUCAACUGGAGGAUCUCUCUGGUGUUCUUUGGAAGAGCUACUUUGCCUAG
Aspergillus tanneri is the source of this 5880-nucleotide messenger RNA. Its product is annotated as proteasome activator BLM10. Lineage: Eukaryota; Fungi; Ascomycota; Eurotiomycetes; Eurotiales; Aspergillaceae. The record is from RefSeq and is a predicted model, not a curated record. Gene Ontology annotation, molecular function: proteasome binding; peptidase activator activity. Gene Ontology annotation, cellular component: cytosol; nucleus. Gene Ontology annotation, biological process: proteasomal ubiquitin-independent protein catabolic process. The transcript is spliced from 3 exons. Bases 1 to 5880 code for a protein of 1959 amino acids.